UAAAUAUAAAGGACCAACCUUUACCGUGUCUGUUUUCUCACCACAGCAGCAGAAGAAGCAGAAGGCAGCAAUCAAACCCUAAAACUGCUUGCUGUUCUCUAAACAUGGCCGUCGGGAAGAACAAGAGGAUUUCAAAGGGAAAGAAAGGGGGCAAGAAGAAAGCAGCUGAUCCAUUUUCAAAGAAGGAUUGGUAUGUUGUGAAGGCACCAUCUGGCUUCACUGUCAAAGAUAUUGGCAGAACCCUUGUCACCAGAACACAAGGAACUAAGAUUGCUUCCGAGGGGUUGAAACAUCGAGUUUUUGAAGUAUCUCUUGCUGAUCUUCAAAAUGAUGAGGAUCAUGCCUUCAGGAAGAUCCGCCUCAGAGCUGAGGAUGUGCAAGGGAGGAAUGUGCUGACAAACUUUUGGGGAAUGAGCUUCACAACUGACAAGCUGAGGUCUCUGGUUCGAAAGUGGCAAACACUGAUUGAAGCCCAUGUGGAUGUCAAGACCACUGAUAAUUACACCCUCAGGAUGUUCUGCAUUGCAUUCACCAAGCGGCGUCCAAACCAGGUCAAGCGAACAUGCUAUGCCCAAAGCAGUCAAAUUCGUCAGAUUCGGAGGAAGAUGAGGGAAAUUAUGGUUAACCAGGCUUCAUCCUGUGACUUGAAAGAUUUGGUGCAAAAGUUCAUCCCUGAGGUGAUUGGUAAGGAGAUUGAAAAGGCAACAACUGGCAUAUACCCUUUACAGAAUGUCUUCAUCCGAAAAGUCAAGAUUUUGAAGGCCCCCAAAUUUGAUCUUGGAAAAUUGAUGGAGGUUCAUGGUGACUACUCACAGGAUAUUGGUGUGAAGAUUGACAGACCUGCUGAUGAAACAAUGGCCGAAGGGGAGACUGAAGUUGUUGGAGCUUGAGUUCUUUUGGAUUAGGAUAGUCACUACUUGCUUAGUAGCAUUUCAAGUAGAAAUUAUAUAUUGAUGAAAUUUUGUUCUUUUCAAAACUGUGUCCCCUAUUUUGUACCUGGAUCUGAGGUUUCUUGAUAUAUACUCGCUCUCCUUAUUUAAAGUUUGCUCUUUGCUGAUGUAGGAUAUUUCUUCAGUGAUAAAAUGGUUGAAGUAACUGGCUU
Messenger RNA from Populus euphratica (Euphrates poplar), 1102 nucleotides. RefSeq names its product Ribosomal protein S3Ae. Gene Ontology annotation, biological process: translation. Gene Ontology annotation, molecular function: structural constituent of ribosome. The record is from RefSeq and is a predicted model, not a curated record. NCBI's taxonomy places the organism in Eukaryota, Viridiplantae, Streptophyta, Magnoliopsida, Malpighiales, Salicaceae. Bases 105 to 890 code for a protein of 261 amino acids. The transcript has 7 exons. Gene Ontology annotation, cellular component: ribosome.